Messenger RNA from Brenthis ino (lesser marbled fritillary), 717 nucleotides. Lineage: Eukaryota; Metazoa; Arthropoda; Insecta; Lepidoptera; Nymphalidae. The record is from the annotation of a GenBank genome assembly.
AUGGAUUAUAGUUACGAACAAACCAGUGAAGUUGAAGCAUUAGAUUCUAUAUACUAUGGAGAUAUGCAAAUUUUACAGACAGAACCAAUGCAUAAAUUUAGUAUACCUAUAAAAUCUGAAGAAUAUGACGAUGGUGAAGGAUUAGCCUGUCAAUUGAUAUUCACAUAUACUCCAAAAUAUCCUGAAGAGUUGCCAAUGUUAGAGAUAAAUACUGAUGACAGCUUUGAUGAAAUAGUGGACAAAGAUGAACUAUAUAAACACCUUAUGGAACAAGGGCAAGAAAAUUUAGGUAUGGUAAUGGUAUUCACGUUAGUAUCAGCAGGUCAAGAAUGGCUUAAUGUGAAGUGGGAUAGUAUAAAAAAAGAAAAAGAAGAACAAAUAUUAGCUAAAAAGCAAGCAGAAGAAGAAGCAGAAAUGAAAAGGUUUGAAGGUACGAGAGUGACAGUGGAAUCAUUCUUAGCAUGGAGAAAGCAAUUUGAGUUAGAUAUGGGUAUUCCUGCAAAGAGAGAAAAGGAAGGAAAAGAUAAAAAUAAAUUAACAGGCAAAGAAUUGUUCUUGAGAGAUACUACUCUGAAUGAAUCUGAUCUCAAAUUCCUUGAUGAUGGAGAUGCGGUUAAAGUAGAUGAAUCACUAUUCCAAGACCUAGAUGACUUGGAACUUUCUGAUGAUGAUGAAGAUGAUGAAGACUAUGUCCCUGGACAGAGCAGUGAUACUGAA